AUAUGGUAAUAUAAGAUAAGACAAUAUAUAACAUCAUAAUAUAGGCCUAUUAUUAAUUAUCUAGCAUUAUGUAUUGGAGAAACAGUUGGUCGGAGGGACAAAUGUAUCCUUCGUGUAUGCAUCUCACACUUGACGAAGGUAUGCUUGUUUCUCACGACUUAUACUCGCCUGUUCAAUACAUUAAACAAUUUAUAUAUCAUCAAGUUUGUUAUCAACAUGAAAUUCCUAUGUUAAAUACUAAUACUGGAUUAGUUAUAGAUAAAUUCAGUCAACCAUUACCUAUAGUUAAAGAAUCAUGGCGAGAUUUUACUAGAAAUAAUGCUCGAGGUUCAUUUGCUUAUAGUGUUGUAUCAAUAAUUUAUGCAUUAUCAGUUCUGGGAGUUAUUACUUGGUUUUUAACAAUAUUUGUAUUAACAAAUUAUACUAUUAGACCAUCAAUAAUUUUACAAGCUUCAACAUUAUUAUCAUCAGUAUAUAUUCUUGUUGUGGUUAUAAAAUCCAUAAUAAUUUUACAUGAUCAACAACGUGAUGGUUACCUUCAUGGAGCUAAAUUACUUGAUAAUAUUAAUGCUAAUAGUGCUGUAAAUAUUCUUGAUCUAAUAGUAGUAUUAUUAUUACAAAUUAAUCAAGUUCAAGUAAUUAUGAGAAUCUUUCUGAGACAAAGAGAUAAAAGAUUAACAUUUUUAGUUGGAUUAGUGGCAUCAAUAACUUCUCAAGUUAUUUGGGCAGUAACUAAAUUUCAUACAUUUCCUGAUAAUAAUGAAGCUGGUGAUAUAUUACCUGCAUUUAUUUAUCUUGUUAGAAUUGCUAUGGGAUUAUGUUAUGCUGCUAUAAUAUCGGGAUUUCAAAUUAGUAAGAUUCAUUAUAUCAUUGCUAAUAAAAGUAUUUGGUUAAUAUCAUUAUUAACAUUUAUUUUAAUUUAUAGCCCCGUAGCAUUUUUCAUUGCUGAUGUUUCAAAUGCCUUUGUAUAUGAAUUAUCAGAAAUAUUCUCAGUAGUAACUUAUGUUAUUUGUGUGGUAAUACCUUGGGAAUGGUGUAAUAAAUUUAAUGUUAUAAUGAAACUAAAAGAGAAAGAAGGAGUAUUAGGAAGAAGAUUUUAUGAAGAUGAAUUAUAUGAACUCGAUAGAUUCGAGUUAUUUGUAGAGGAAGAUACUGAUAUUGAUGAACAAAAUAGUAAUGAUAAUGACAAUGAUGACAAUGAUAAUGAUAAUAGUCAUGAUCAUAAUGAUAAUAGUAAUGAAAAUUCACAGGAUAAUAAUAAUGAUGGUGAUAGACAAAUUGAAGGAGAUUCUGAUAAUAAUCAAGAUACUCCAUUCACAAGAGCAAAGAAGGUUCUCGAAGCAUUAAAUAAAACAAAAAAUGCAUUUAUAAGUAUAACCGAUGGAAUUAUUGCAGCUGGUUUUGCAAUACCUCGAUCGGUAAGUAUAUCAACCUCUAAUGAAGCAAAAAGUAGAAAUAAUCAUAUGGAAGAGAUAGCAGCACAAUUAUCUAAUUCUCGAUUUAUUCAACCAACUAAUGAAACUACAGCUACAGCUACAGUAUCUAAUGUUGAAACUAAUACUACUGUCCAACAAGCUCAACCAUCAGGUACCCGUAAUAGACGGAAUGUAUAUGUGUAUUCUAGAAAAGAGGUAGUUAUAGAUUUCUCUGAUGAAGAAUAAAUAAAUAUAUAUG
Scheffersomyces amazonensis is the source of this 1674-nucleotide messenger RNA. RefSeq names its product Rim21p (gene RIM21). Gene Ontology annotation, biological process: cellular response to pH. Gene Ontology annotation, cellular component: plasma membrane. The transcript has a single exon. NCBI's taxonomy places the organism in Eukaryota, Fungi, Ascomycota, Pichiomycetes, Serinales, Debaryomycetaceae. The record is from RefSeq and is a predicted model, not a curated record. The coding region runs from base 69 to 1661 and encodes 530 amino acids.